AUGGAGAAUGAUAGGACACUUGAUAAUCUUGAUGAGCUGAACGAGUACGGUCACUUCGCGUAUCUCAAGAGUGAGGACAAUGUGGAAGAGCGACCAGAUUGGCUAGGCGGAAGUUCGAACAUACCCAGAGGUCCUGAAGACCUAAAUGAAUUGGCAAGACAUGGUCCCGAAGGUCGUAGCAAUCCCUCAGACAGGCUGCAAGAACGUGGCGGACACAGCUCUGCUCCAGCAGUGCUCAUCGUUGUGCCCAAGGAAGACGGAGUAGUCGACGCAUUCUGGUUCUACUUCUACAGCUACAACCUUGGAAACAAGGUACUGAACAUCCGAUUCGGUAACCAUAUAGGAGACUGGGAGCAUUCGAUGGUCAGAUUCCGCAACGGUACUCCAGAAGCAGUGUACAUUUCGGAACACGGAGCGGGACAGGCAUACGCAUACCAUGCCAUUGAGAAGUACGGCAAGCGACCAGUCAUCUACAGUGCAACUGGCACACACGCGAACUACGCGACGCCAGGGUUACACCCGUAUGUGUUGCCGUGGGGCCUCUUGCACGACCAGACAGAUAAAGGACCGCUCUGGGACCCGAAUCUGAACCAUCACGCGUAUGUGUACAAUUACACAUCUCGUCACUUGAAGUCAUCGGUGCAGACUCCGUAUGCGCCGGUGAGUUGGUUCAAUUUCAAGGGUCAUUGGGGUGACAAAAUCUACCCCAUGAGCGAUAAAAGGCAGUACCGCUUCUGGGGACAGUAUCAUUAUGUCAGCGGGCCCUUCGGACCACGUUUCAAGAAUCUAGGUCGCAAGAAGGUUUGCCAGAACAUGCAAACACAGUGCAUAAUCAGACAUUGGCUUGGAGAGGAGGAAGGUAGCGACGACGGAGAGAAGAGGUUGCCAGGAGAGGAAAUAGGGGAUGCGGUAGAGGGUCCAGAGACAACAGAGUAG
Aureobasidium musti is the source of this 936-nucleotide messenger RNA. Lineage: Eukaryota; Fungi; Ascomycota; Dothideomycetes; Dothideales; Saccotheciaceae. The record is from the annotation of a GenBank genome assembly.